UUAUUUUUAACAUGAUUGACCCUGUCCUAAAAUCUGCGGGAGCAAAGAUUGUCGUCGCUUCAUCCCACGACGAGAAUUAUCCACCAGAAAACAUUAUUGACGGAAACACUAAAACAUUUUGGAUGACCACUGGGAUGUUUCCACAAGAGUUUAUUAUUCGUUUUGCUAAUUCUACCAACCUCAGUGCUGUGACAGUGGACAGCUACAAUGUGAGGAAUAUUAAGAUUGAAGUAAAUGACUCAGAAACAGCCAAAAAAUUUGAGCCUGUCAUAGAAAAGGAAUUUCCUCCUACACAGGGUCAUCUUCAGUCACAUGUUAUUUCACUAAAUGGAACUAAUGCAACACAUCUGCGGUUUAUAAUCAAAUCAGGUUAUGAUCAUUUUGUUUCUGUGCAUAAAAUCAGUGUUCAAACUUGAUUAUGUUUAAUAAAUACAAUGUUUU
Periophthalmus magnuspinnatus is the source of this 441-nucleotide messenger RNA. It is a transcript of the gene hspb11, whose product is annotated as heat shock protein, alpha-crystallin-related, b11. The record is from RefSeq and is a predicted model, not a curated record. The coding region runs from base 12 to 416 and encodes 134 amino acids. The transcript has 5 exons. Gene Ontology annotation, cellular component: cilium; intraciliary transport particle B; centrosome. Gene Ontology annotation, biological process: intraciliary transport. NCBI's taxonomy places the organism in Eukaryota, Metazoa, Chordata, Actinopteri, Gobiiformes, Gobiidae.